GAAGAAAUCAUAUCUUCGAGUGCCUCUUUACUCAACGCCAAUUUUUAAAUAAUUCAUUACUUAGAAGUAUUGCUUCAUCAUGUGUGUUCAAAUUGUAUCCAUCUUGGCCCUGUGCUUUUUCAGCUAUGCUAUGUGUGAUGCAAAUCACUCUCAUCAUGAACCGACUUUAAUUACUUCUAAGUCUCACUUGGACGAACGACAUCACAUCGAACAUCAUAUGAAUGGUGUGACCGAUCAAGAUGUAAACCAAAUGACUGAUGAUGAGCUGCAGUUUCUGUAUUUCAAGAUGCACGACAGCGACAACAAUGACAAGCUGGAUGGCUGCGAAUUGGUAAAAUCUCUUCUCCACUGGCACGUCGAGGAGCAUAAUGAUAUGGUUCCAGACCUCACCGUUGAAGGGACCACGAGAAUCUUCGGGCAUGAAGAACUUGCUGUGAUGAUUGACCCUAUCCUAUCUACGGAUGACAAGAAUCUCGAUGGGUUCAUUGACUAUGUGGAAUUCUCUACAGCUCAAAAGUCUAGAGGUUUUUAAUGACUUCAAGCUCCUGAAUUCUGGUAACUAUUAACUGCUGAUAUAUUUAACGCGAUUCUGCUGAGCAGAAUUAAAAUGACUUGUAAUCUUAUAUCAAUGUAUCAAGAUGUAAAACUUGGAUUUUAAAUGGAGCUUGAAGCUCAAUGUUUUUAAUUUUUAUAUUAAAGAUUCUCUUCCUAAAUAUAA
Molecule: messenger RNA, 718 nt
Organism: Argiope bruennichi
Lineage: Eukaryota; Metazoa; Arthropoda; Arachnida; Araneae; Araneidae
Product: multiple coagulation factor deficiency protein 2 homolog
Exons: 1
Coding region: 80-532 (150 amino acids)
Molecular function (GO): calcium ion binding
Source: RefSeq, a predicted model, not a curated record